AUGAGGUGGUCCAAGAAAGGUGGAACGGGGAAGAACGAGAACUUCCACGGCGGCAUUAAUCGUCUGGUCGCAGGCGUUGCUCGUAUCGGUGUGGAGGCAUGCGACGCGAGGCUUCUGCAACGUGUCUAUCGUCACAACCUAGACGUGGACCGCAAGCUUGGCAACACCAGUGAGCAGUCAACUCGGUGGCCUUGGAGGGAGCACGUGGUGAACGAAGCGGUAAGGGGGGUCCUCGGUUCGCUCCCGUUCCCCACGGCGCCUCCCGACUCGAAGAUACCGACAAAGGACUUGGAGCCGACGGGGUUCGAGUACCGCACCGCCAGGAAAGCUGCCGGUCGGCGAGAAGCCAUGAAUGCCGCAGCGAGGAUAGUCGCUGAGCGUCGGGGCAACAACCCGCGUUCUUCGCCGUCGACGACGGCAGGAAGUGCCGCGGGGGCGGGGGCGGGGGCGGGCGCGGGCGCGGGGACGGAGACGGCGCCGUUGCCGUUGCCGUUGCCGUUACCGACAGCAGGAGGCCGGAUGGGAACGGCGGCGGCCGGGGCGGCGGGGCCGGGUGCGGGCGCGGCGCCGUUGUCGGCAAUGACAGCAACGGGUGCCGCUGAGGCGGCGACGAGGUUCGUGCCGCCGUUAUGGUUACGGUUGCCGUCAACGGCGACUAGAGGUGCUGCCGUGGGAGGUGGGAUGAUGGGGGUCGGGGCCAGCACCAGUACGGCUGACCGCCGCAACGCCGGAGGAUCCUUCGGCCAAGACACCUCUUUCGCCAACUAUGGGGGGGGGCGUAAGCUACAUGGUAGACAGCACCAUGGAGGGACAGAAGUCUCUUACCCCGACAACUGA
This is a messenger RNA of Ectocarpus siliculosus, 837 nucleotides long. The record is from the annotation of a GenBank genome assembly. NCBI's taxonomy places the organism in Eukaryota, Phaeophyceae, Ectocarpales, Ectocarpaceae.